GGAGAGGCGUCGGGACGUCUGGCGUCUUUCGAUUUUAUUUAACCAGCAUCCAUCCAUUCAGUUGGUCCACAGAUAUGCCAAAUAGACGUGCUGGCCAAAAUCAUUCCAAAACAUUUUAACAUCUAUAAUAGAUCGUGUGAGAUUUUUUCGUAGUUUUAUAACUGGAUGAUUUAUUCGAAGUACCGUCUAAAAAUAAACUAACGUAUUUUAGUGCAGUGAGAGUACAAGAGAAGAAUUUAGGCCUUUUACGCGGUCGGGUUUUUUCUUGUUGUUAGUGAAGAGUUCGUUUGGUAAAAAUGCCUGAAAAAUUUCUGUUCUGCUUCAACUUGAAGAGCGGUGCUAUGGCAAUGGCCAUGAUUAAUUUGGCUUUCGGUGUAGCAGCAAUUCUUGGUAGCGGCAUCGAACUGAGCUAUAACGAAACCCAUGAGGAACGAUUAUAUUUCAUCCUGGGAAUCGUGAUGGGGGUCUACAAUCUGGUUUGUGGUGUCGUUCUCAUUUACGGGAUCAUUAAUGCUAAAGAACGUAUUGUUCUUCUUUACAUGCUUCUUGAACUGGUAAAUUUGAUGAUACUCUCCAUAUUUUGUGGAAUGAACAUGAUAUUCAAAGAGUCCAUUUUGCUCACGAUGCUUUUUUUGAUUUGUCUAAUACUAUGGUACAACUUGCAUUGUAUGUAUGGCUUUUAUAAAGAAUUGGCAGAGUUCAAUUCAGUUAAGUCAGGGGUGAUAGAGAUCACCUAUAAUGGUCAAAUCAACCCCUUGAUGACUCUUCCAGAAAAAGCUGUGGACAACACUGCUGUUUAAAGUUACCUUUAUUUAAUAUACUUGUUGUUCCAUUAAUUUUUAAUAAAAUAUAUGUAUUUAACUUGAA
Messenger RNA from Aethina tumida (small hive beetle), 867 nucleotides. RefSeq lists its product as uncharacterized. Lineage: Eukaryota; Metazoa; Arthropoda; Insecta; Coleoptera; Nitidulidae. Bases 297 to 800 code for a protein of 167 amino acids. The record is from RefSeq and is a predicted model, not a curated record. The transcript is spliced from 4 exons.